Molecule: messenger RNA, 826 nt
Organism: Arachis stenosperma
Lineage: Eukaryota; Viridiplantae; Streptophyta; Magnoliopsida; Fabales; Fabaceae
Product: late embryogenesis abundant protein D-34-like
Exons: 3
Coding region: 1-795 (264 amino acids)
Source: RefSeq, a predicted model, not a curated record
AUGAGCCAACAACAAACACCUCGGAGACCACAAGAAGGACAAGAGCACAAAGAUCCGAUCAAGUACGGUGACAUUUUCAAUGUCUCAGAGGACUUGGCAUCCGAACCAAUCAUGCCGCAAGACGCGGCACUCAUGCAAGCGACGGAAAACCAGGCACUGGGACAAACCCAAAAAGGUGGCCCGGCUUCCGUCAUGCAGUCUGCUGCAGCCACCAAUGUCUCUGCGGGUCUUGUGGGCCGCGGAGACGUCUCUAGCGUGGCAAAAGACCAAGGGAUAUGCGUGUUGGAGAGUAAAAUUGGCGUCAACCGUGUCAUUACGGAAAGCGUGGGAAAACAGGUUGUGGGUCAGUUUGUGGAGCCAGACGUGCCCAUGAAAACUCCUGGCUCGGCUCUAGAUAGAGAUGCCAUAACCAUUGGGGAGGCUCUCGAAGCAACGACGUUGGCUCCCGCCAGCGACAAGCCAGUGGAUCAGAGUGACGCUGCAGCAAUACAAGCUGCGGAAAUGAGAGCCACCGGGAAAAAUGAGAUUCAAUCCGGCGGCUUGGCAGCCGCAGCUCAAUCUGCCGCCACCAAGAAUUCAAGGACUAUGGGUGAUUUUCAGAAGACAACCUUGUCUGAUGUCUUAACGGAUGCAAAGGAGAAGCUGCCGUCGGAUAAGGCGGUGACGAGAGAGGAUGCGGAGGGAGUCAUCGGUGCCGAGAUUAGAAACAAGGUGGACAUGAAAACUACUCCUGGUGGUGUCGCUGCAUCCCUCGCCGCAGCAGCCACCCUUAAUCAAAACAAAUCAUCGUCAUGAACUACUAGUAGUGUGUUUUAACUUUUAAUUU